AUGUUCUUGCCUGUCUCAUUUCGAUCUUUCCUAUUCGGAGUUCUCUUCUCGGCCCUAGCGCUUUUCGUGUUGCCAUCUAUACUCAAGCAAGAAUAUAAAAGCAUCGGUUCCAACAUGGCAGUUAAUAACAGCACCAGGAACACAGCAAUUUCCAUAUUGGCAAAUAUGAGCCUCAAGUCUCUUAUCUUCCGCCCACGCACUGCCGCGUUAAAUUCGAAACCGAUCCAAACGGCUUCGAGACAUCUCACUUCAACGGCCGUCACCAAAUCCGCAAAACCUUUCAUGGAUGCCGUCAGAUCACGUAGGACAAUCUACGCGCUGAACAAGACUGCUCCGAUCUCAGACUCUCAAAUCCAGACCAUAGUCAAAGAAGCGCUUCUCAACACUCCAAGCUCAUUCAACUCUCAAACAACGCGCUUAGUUCUCCUGCUGAGGGAGGAGCACGACAAAUUCUGGGAUCUUACCAAGGAGUCGCUGAAACCGCUCAUCUCUGCAGAGCAGUUUGAGCAGACAUCAAAGAAGCUCGACGGCUUCAAGGCUGGCUACGGCACCAUCCUGUUCUACGAAGAUCAACCCACCAUUCACAGUUUGGAAGAGCGAUUUGCAACAUAUGCAGACAAGUUCCAGCAAUGGUCUGAGCACACAAGCGCUAUGCAUCAAUUUGUGAUCUGGACUGCGCUUGAGGCUGAAGGGUUUGGAGCUAAUUUGCAACACUAUAACCCGGUAGUUGACGUGAAGGCUCAGAAGCAGUGGAAUCUGCCGGAGCAUUGGAGCUUGAAGGCACAACUUGUGUUUGGUGGACGAGAAGGAGAGCCGAACGUGAAAGAAUUCAAGCCUGUUGAAGAAAGGUUUAGGGUAUUUUCAAGUUAA
Verruconis gallopava is the source of this 870-nucleotide messenger RNA. RefSeq lists its product as uncharacterized. Bases 1 to 870 code for a protein of 289 amino acids. Gene Ontology annotation, biological process: cellular response to oxidative stress. The record is from RefSeq and is a predicted model, not a curated record. The transcript has a single exon. Lineage: Eukaryota; Fungi; Ascomycota; Dothideomycetes; Venturiales; Sympoventuriaceae.